CCCCCCCCCCAGUGAGGGAAGUUAGACAUUUUUUCGUCUCACAGUGAAAUUGUUGCCAUGUUGCAUGAGCUCGGUGUGCGCGCGCUGGAGUUUUGACAGCAAUGCGAGCACACUUGGACGUGGGAUUCCUGCAGCUGCGCGUGCACACACACACACACACACACACAAGCGAGCGCGCGGGCACACACACACUCGCACACGGGAAAGGAGAGGAAAGUGGACGAUUAGCCAUUCGUCAGGCUUUUAGGAUCGAGUAGUAAAGAUGCAGAACUAGCACAUUUCGUCUUGAGAAGAGUGGACAGAAGGUCACCCGUGUGCCAUGGCUCAGUUCAGGCUGCAGAACGUGGAGGACUUCUAUGAGAUUGGAGAAAUGCUGGGCAGUGGACACUUCGGGCAGGUGCGGGAGCUGAGAGAGCGAGCCUGUGGCACUUGCUGGGCAGGGAAGUUUGUGAAGCUCCGUCGGAGUGUGAGUAGCCGUCUGGGUAUGGAGAGGAAGAGCGUGGAGCGCGAGGUGGAGAUCCUGCAGAGUCUGCAACACAUCAACAUCAUGGCCUUACGAGACGUUUUCGAAAGCCGGGCUGAGAUUGUCCUAGUGGUGGAACUUAUCCGAGGUGGAGAGCUUUUCGACUUCAUCGCUGCGAAGGAGAACCUGACGGAGAAUGAGGCCAUCGACUUCCUGAAGCAGAUUCUGAAAGGCGUCGGCUUCAUGCACAGUAAACAAAUCGCCCACUUCGAUCUGAAGCCUGAGAACGUCAUGCUGUCAGAUAAGAACGCGGAGCAUCCUGAGAUCAAGAUCAUCGAUUUCGGACUCGCCCACCGCUUUCUAGCAGGAGAGGAGUACAAGAGUCUGAGUGGAACUCCUCAGUACAUAGCUCCUGAGGUGAUAAACUACGAGCCGCUGAGCAUAGCCACUGACAUGUGGAGUAUUGGUGUUAUAACCUACAUACUACUGGGCGGUAUAUCGCCUUUCCAAGGAGAGACGGACGGGGAGACACUACGGAACAUCGUGGAAAUGAAGUACGACUUCGACGAGCAUUACUUCAGCCAAACGAGUGACAUCGCCAAGGAUUUUAUCGAGAAGCUGCUCGUGAAGGAUCAGAGUGAGAGAAUGACAGCUGAGGAAUGUUUACUGCACCCCUGGAUCAAGCCUCUGACUCGUAAGCAGGCAGCUAACAGGAGUCGCUCAUCCAUCAACAUGAAGAACUUUAAGAAGUUCAACGCCAGGAGAAAGUGGAAGAUGUCCUAUAACUUGGUGUGGGCGUGUAACCGACUGUCCCGUCUGCAGCUGCUCUGUAAGAAGGCCAAAGAGGACGAGGAGCUGAGAAGUUGCGAGAGCGACCAGGAGGACACGGAGAUCAAGCCGGCCUCGCUCAUCCGCCGCAGACUGAGCAGCAGCUCCUGAACCUCAGCUCCGUCUUCUCCUGCGCCCCGCCUCAGAGGAAACGUGUCCCCGGGUCACGCAGGACCUCGGAGCUCUCCAGCCGUGCGCUCUUAUUUAUUUCACCUGAUGCACACAUUAUCCAGAUGUGUGGAAUGAGUGUUGCAGUGCACAUGGCAGCCAUGUGUGCAAAAAUCAUUACACAAUUUCUGUGAACUGUUUUAUUUUUUAUUUUUUGCACAUUUCAUAGAUGUGUGAGGGUUUCAACACACACACACACACACACACACGCACACACACACUGUAAAUACCCUUCUGUAAGGAUUAAUAUGAACCAGUGUCAUACAUGAAUAGCCUUAUGAAGUCUGUUUUGAAGUGUCUUUGGUUUACAUUGACUUUUUUAUAUGUUUGGGUUUUUUGGUAUGUUUUUUCUAAAGGAAAACUAUUCAUUUGAAGAGAUAAGCUGUUACACACAAACUGUUCGAGUGUCAUGUGAAUACGACAAAAAAGCUGUGUAGCUUUAAGGUUAUUUUUAGUCCAAGACAGAGUGCAAAAGACUGACGGCCGCUUUUUGAGGCUUGGUGUGUUUUGUCAGGUUCUGUAAUCGUAUCUGAAAAGCAAGGAGGAUCAAGUAAGCUCACCCUGCCUUAUUUUAGAUAUAUCUUAGAGCAUAGAUUAUUAGAUUUUUUUUUUAGAUUAUUAGAUUAUAUUUUAAGCCAGGUUCACAGCUGUGUUUAGACUAAGGGUUUUUGUUUUUGUAUCAUACAUUAUAUUUCCAAAAGUUUUGAAACAUCUAACUUUACAUGCGCAUGAAUUUCAUUUGGAGUUGGCCCGCCCUUUACAGCUAUAACAGCUUCAUCUUUCCACAAGGUUUAGGAGUGUGUUUAUGGGGAUUUUUGACCAUUCCUCUAGAAGAGUGUUUGUGAGGUCAGGCACUGGGAAGGUCUGGCUCGCAGUCUCCACUCUAAUUCAUCCUAAAGGUGUUCUAUCAGGUUGAGGUCAGGACUCUGUAAAGUUCCUCCACACCAAACUCGCUCAUCCAUGUCUUUAUGGACCUUGCUUUGGUCACUGGUGUGCAGUCAUGUUGGAACAGGAAGGGGUCAUCCCCAAACUGUUCCCACAAAGUUGGGAACAUGAAAUUGUCCAAAAUAUCUUGGUAUGAAGCUGAAGCAUUAAGAGUUCCUUUCACUGGAACUAAGGGGCCGAGUCCAACCCCUGAAAAACAACACCUGAAUUCAGUGAUUUAAAGGGGUGUCCCAAAACUUUUGCCAAUAUAGUGUAUAAAACAUUUCUGAUUGUUAUUCUUCAAAAUAGUGCUUCUUUUGAACCACCUUUAAAGAUGCAGCUGUACUCAGGACUCUAAACUUGUCUAUAUAUAUAUAUAUAUAUA
This is a messenger RNA of Hemibagrus wyckioides, 2768 nucleotides long. RefSeq names its product death-associated protein kinase 2-like. Bases 320 to 1402 code for a protein of 360 amino acids. Gene Ontology annotation, cellular component: cytoplasm; nucleus. Gene Ontology annotation, molecular function: protein serine/threonine kinase activity; ATP binding. Lineage: Eukaryota; Metazoa; Chordata; Actinopteri; Siluriformes; Bagridae. The transcript is spliced from 12 exons. Gene Ontology annotation, biological process: protein phosphorylation; positive regulation of apoptotic process; intracellular signal transduction. The record is from RefSeq and is a predicted model, not a curated record.